Helianthus annuus (common sunflower) is the source of this 1721-nucleotide messenger RNA. RefSeq names its product pentatricopeptide repeat-containing protein At5g27460. The record is from RefSeq and is a predicted model, not a curated record. The transcript is spliced from 2 exons. Gene Ontology annotation, cellular component: mitochondrion. Gene Ontology annotation, molecular function: protein binding. The coding region runs from base 86 to 1645 and encodes 519 amino acids. Lineage: Eukaryota; Viridiplantae; Streptophyta; Magnoliopsida; Asterales; Asteraceae.
UACAAAUAAGUCACAGCAAGUUCCCGCGGAUACUAAACUACCAUGGCGAUUCGCUCGCUACUCACCCGUCUUCAGUCACUCCGGUAUGCCUCUUUGUCUCAAUCGCUGUAUCUAUACAUCAAAUACUCGAUACCCACAACAAAUCUUGUGCAGUUUACAUAUAACUCGCACCAAUGGGAUUGCAGAAGGGUUCAAUUUUCUCAGGGGCAUUUCAUCGAACAACUUAUGGGCAUAUUCAUUUCAUGACCAGACCUCGUAUAGGGACAACAAUGACACCGACCUCAAAAGCAAGCUACUUUUCCGCGUGCAUCCUCGGCGAAGCGCCACGAGUGUGCUUCAAAAUUGGGUCAGUGAAGGCCGAAAAGUCUCGAUUUAUGAUCUUAGAGAGGUUUCUAAACAACUUGUGGAACGUGGGCGCUACAAACACGCUCUUGAGGUGAUGAAGUGGAUGGAGGGUCAAGAUCGGUUCCAGAUUUCAGAAUCUGAUCAUGCUCUCAGGUUAGAACUAACCAUCAAAGCUAGUACUUUACAAGAAGCAGAAGACUAUUUCACAAAAUUACCUAACAUUGCUUCACAAAAAGCUUCGUAUCUCCAUCUUCUCAACUCAUACGUUAAAGAAAAAGCCGUAGAAAAAGCCGAAUCGCUUAUGAUCAAAAUGAACAGUUUAGGCGCCAACGUGACUCCACAUCCAUUUAACUCAAUGAUGAAACUCUGCACCGCCACAUCCAAGUUUGACUUAGUCUUAUCCAUUAUAUCCCAAAUGAAGGAAACCAAAAUCCCUAGAAACGUGCUUUCGUAUAAUCUUUGGAUGAGCGCGUGUAACGCGCUCUAUGGCGUCGAGCGUGUAGAUAAGGUUUACGAUGAGAUGGUACGUGACAAGAAUGUGAAAAUCGGGUGGAGUACGCUUUGUACAUUGGCUAACAUCUACAUGAAAUCCGGGCUUAACGAGAGGGCGAAUUUAGCACUUAAAGACGCAGAGAGUAAGCUAUCGUCAUAUAACCAUUUCGGUUACUUUUUCCUCAUUACAAAUUAUACAUCUUUAAAGAACAAAGAGGGGGUUAUUCGCGUGUGGGAAGCUUGUAAAAGGGUUGACCGGAAACUCACGUGCGCGAACUAUAUGUGUAUUAUGUCAUGUUUGGUGAAGCUAGGGGAUGUUAAAGAAGCCGAGAGGAUAUUUGCGGAAUGGGAGUCGCAGUGUGUAAGGUACGACGUUAGAGUGAGUAAUAUUCUUCUUGGUGCUUAUGUUGGGGACAAUUUGAUGGAAAAAGCCGAGGCGUUACAUGCUCGAACAAUGGAAAAAGGGGGGUGUCCGAAUUAUAAGACAUGGGAGAUACUCGUGGAGGGUUAUGUGAGAAAUGGAAGUAUGGAGAAAGCGGUUUUUGCAAUGAAGAACGCGUUGAGGAUGUCGAAGCAGUGUGUUUGGAGGCCGUCGCCUGCGAUUGUUGAGUCUGUUUUGGAGUAUGUGGAGAAAAGUAGGAAUCUGGAAGAUGGGAAGUGGUUUUUGGAGGUUCUUAGGGAUUUAAAUCUUGCGGAUUUGCGCGUUUACCGAUUGUUAAUCAGGAUGCAUGUAGAUAACGGAAAACCGAUAGGCGAAAUUGUUAAAAUGAUGGAGGAUGAUCAUAAGGUAGAAAUGGCGAAAUUGUGAUUCUGUUACUUACUGUUUUGUACCGGUUGAUCUUUUUUUUGAAGGGUUUUAUUAUUAAAUUUAUAGUUUAGUACAA